Ictalurus furcatus (blue catfish) is the source of this 4306-nucleotide messenger RNA. RefSeq names its product guanine nucleotide binding protein (G protein), beta polypeptide 4a (gene gnb4a). Gene Ontology annotation, cellular component: cytoplasm; heterotrimeric G-protein complex. Lineage: Eukaryota; Metazoa; Chordata; Actinopteri; Siluriformes; Ictaluridae. Gene Ontology annotation, biological process: G protein-coupled receptor signaling pathway. Gene Ontology annotation, molecular function: protein binding; signaling receptor complex adaptor activity. The record is from RefSeq and is a predicted model, not a curated record. The coding region runs from base 374 to 1396 and encodes 340 amino acids. The transcript has 10 exons.
AUUAUUUCUAUUUUCGAUCCGUUUGACUGUUUUUAACGCGUUUUAUAAUAAAAAGCUAUUUCGUUUCGUUUUGUCGACUCCCCCCUCCGCCUGAUUGUUGCCAUGCUCCAAUAUCAGUAUGGGUGUGGUGGUAAUCCCGGUAUGAAUUGGUCAGAUUCGCGUCAAAAAUUUGGCGCCUGAGGCCUUGUUGUUUUUCUGGACAUAACAAACGACCCACACACAAAAAUGACCGAGUUACAUUUUUAAAACAAUCUACAAAAGCAUGACUAGGAACUGACGGAAGGUCUGCCGGAUCUUGAGCGCUAUCAACAGUAGGCCUGCGUGUUCAUCAGUGUGAGAAGUGAAGCGGGAGUGAAGCCCUCAGCGGAGGAUCAUGAGCGAGCUGGAGCAGUUGCGGCAGGAGGCCGAGCAGCUGCGCAAUCAGAUCCGAGAUGCCAGAAAAGCGUGCAGCGACUCCAGUUUGUCCCAGAUCACAGCUGGGCUGGAUUCGGUGGGGAGGAUCCAGAUGCGCACGAGACGAACCCUGCGGGGCCAUUUAGCCAAAAUCUACGCCAUGCACUGGGCUACUGAUUCCAGGUUGUUAGUGAGCGCAUCUCAAGAUGGUAAACUCAUCAUAUGGGACAGCUACACAACAAACAAGAUGCACGCCAUCCCUCUGCGCUCGUCCUGGGUCAUGACGUGUGCCUACGCUCCAUCUGGGAACUAUGUGGCGUGCGGAGGCCUGGACAACAUCUGCUCCAUCUACAGCCUGAAGACCCGUGAGGGCAACGUCAGGGUCACCAGAGAACUGCCCGGGCACACGGGUUAUUUGUCAUGCUGUCGUUUCUUGGAUGAUAGCCAGAUAGUCACCAGCUCCGGAGACACCACAUGUGCUCUGUGGGACAUAGAGACCGGUCAGCAGGCCACUAUCUUCUCAGGCCACAGCGGAGACGUGAUGAGUCUCUCUCUGAGCCCGGACUCCAGGAGCUUCAUAUCGGGAGCCUGCGACGCCACCUCCAAACUCUGGGACAUCCGAGACGGCAUGUGCAGGCAGUCCUUUACCGGUCACGUCUCCGACAUCAACGCCGUUUGUUUCUUCCCCAACGGGAACGCGUUUGCGACCGGUUCAGACGACGCCACGUGUCGCCUGUUCGAUCUGCGUGCUGACCAGGAGCUCAUGAUGUACUCUCACGACAACAUCAUCUGCGGCAUCACGUCCGUGGCUUUCUCCAAGAGCGGCCGGCUGCUCCUCGCCGGCUACGACGACUUCAACUGCAACGUGUGGGACACGCUGAAGGGAGAACGCGCAGGCGUUUUGGCCGGACACGAUAACAGGGUGAGUUGUUUAGGCGUGACCAAUGACGGAAUGGCCGUGGCCACCGGCUCAUGGGACAGCUUCCUCAGGAUAUGGAACUGACCUGUUUGGACAGGAUUGGAGAUUGUUGCGCCACUUUGACCAAUCACAGUCAUUGUAGCGGCCGGCUUCCACAGAGGAACCCUUAUCCCCACCCCCCUCCCUCUGUUUUAUCCUUCCUUUUUCCAUCUAUGAUCUUCUCUUACUAGAUCUCUUUCCCUAUGGCUACGGCACCAAUCCCAUGCCUGGUUCCCAGAGGACGAGUGAGGCAGCGCUAUGGGGUCUCUCUCUCUCUCUCUCUCUCUCUCUCUCUCUCUCUCUCUCUCUCUCUCUCUCUCGCUAUCUGUCUAUGGCCUCCUAAUCUGAAAAAUCCUAAAGAAUAGACUGUCGUGUAUAUACCAUUUGCUAUUCUGUGCUUCAAUGUGAAACGUACCUACUUACAGUGUUUGGCUGUUGUGCGAAAUUUUUACAGUGGGUGUGUUGGUCGUCCCGAUCUUUUUUUUUUUUUUUUUUUUUUUUUUCUGUUUGUUUUUUUGUUUUUUCCCCUCUCCCCGAUUACGGAUUUUUCUAUGAUUUCAUGUAGUCUUCGCCGCACACGCUCACACACACACACACACACACAAAUAUAAACGCACGCACACAGAGACACUGCCAGCAGUUUGGACUCCUCCGUGACCAAGCUGACCCGCUGUGCGUUUUUUAGGUGCUGAAGUCGACCCGUGCCGCUCACGGGUCCGUGUUAGAUUUCCGAAGCGUCGGUUUUUAGGUGAUGGAGCACUUGUCUGAGAGCAUCGCGUGACACUUUAACGCCUUCGUGUUAUGGUCGUUCGGGGCAUUAGCCUGCCUCGGUGCUUCCUGCUCUCCGUCCGUCACGUACGGGUAGUAUUCGCUCCGUCGUGCAGUAUUGCAGCCGGACGCUAUCGUGUUGAAGGAUUUAACAUUUACAGACACUUUAGACUCUGUCUGUAUUACACUUGUACCAGUAUUGGUCAUGUGAGGUUUUGUUUUCUGCCGUACGAGUAGGCGAUACGGGCGGUAAGAUAUCGAUACUGUGAUGUAUUAACGUCAUGUCGGUGUGUUUCUGACUCGGACGUUAAUCACGAUAACGUUUCAUUGGCACUUUGUUAGCGAAACUAAAACGCAUGUACAUACUGUGUGAAAUGAGCGUGUUUUUGACUUGUACCACAGUACACAGGACAUCUAAUCUAAGCCUAAUACAAAUGUGUUAUUUAACCAAGAGAAGUGUUUAGUAUUGCCGUUUUCUGGGAGAUGUUUAACAUUCAGCGUUUAUGGAAGGAGUCUCCAGUGUCAGCGCUUUGUGACAAUCAAUACAGGAAAGUUUCUGCUUCUCUAACAUGACAGACUGCCCUUUGUUCUUGAUUAAGGUUUAAAGAGAGAGUAUAAAGAGAGGCUGGUGAGGGACCGACUGUUUACAGCUGCUGUAACGUAAGCGAGAACAGGAACUAGCGUGUUUCAUGGACCUUCCACAACUUUCCCUGGAAUUAGAAAUGGAUAAAAAGUGACAAUAACUCUGAAUCAGUGUUAAAAAAAAAAAUCUCGACGAUUAUUUCCCAUAUUUAGGUUUGCUAACAACGUGCCAGAAAAUCGGUAUUGCUAACAUGACCUUAGGUGUGUGUUUAUCUUUUAUUUUCUAUUUAAGCUCCGGGUUUAACAGGCGAAAGAGAGAGAAAAGGAAACCUUUUCGAUAUGAGAAUUUUAACAUCAGAUCAACUCCUUGUAACCGCGCACGACGAUCGAGUCCGAGCGGUGACGUGCUGACGAUUUAUAGACGAUUGCAGUUUUCUUUAGUUUUUAAAGCGUUGAUUAACGAUCUGCAGCUGUUCUAGAAAACGAGUAAACACCUUCUGACCAAUCAGAUUGGAGAAUUCAACAUCACUGUGGUGGUAUAAUCACGAUGUCCGUAUCACGUCGCCCACUUCCAGUGCCAAAUGUUAAAAUCCACAAAAGGUUAAGGACAGUGUUGUAGUUGGCUUGUGUAGAGACUGGUAUCAACACACCACGUGAUGAUGAUGAUGAACGUUAUCCACUUAUAACCGAACCGCGUCGUGUGAAGGAUGAGAGAGAGAGAGGAGGAUCUUUACGGUUUUCUACGACCACAAGCUUUUCUGUUUGGUGGCGGGGGGGGGGUGGGUAUUUUCCCCCCCAAAUGUGAGAUGAUGUGAGUUUGGUAUAAAACGGAACGUGCGCUCUUUCCUGUGUCGAGGGAACAAGCCUAAACUGUUGUAGUUCUCUUGAAUGUUGACUUAAUUUCGUGCUAGUUAAUAGAAAUGAAGGUUGAUGUUUUUCCAUGAGUCCUCUUUUUUCCUUUUUUAUUUUUAAAUUUUUUAAAAAGUAUAUAAUUUCUUUUUUUUUUCCCCCUUUCUUGCCUACAGUAUUGAGUCGGUUUUGUUGUAGUAAAUCAUUUAAAUGAUUUUGGUUUAAUUUCUCAUCUGCUGUCCGUCUUUUUUUUUUCUCUCUCUCUCUCUCUCUGUGUGUGUGUGUGUGUGUGUGUGUGUGUGUGUGUGUGUGUGUGUGUGCGCGCGCGCGCGCGUGUUUUUAUAAACUACUACUUCUUGAUUCAAAUCGUUAACUCUGGCACGAAAAGCCGACCAAAUAAUCACGAGUAAGGCUUCUGAUGGAGUCUGAAUGGAUGUACACUUUGACCUGCUGUGAUGAAGAAUCAGUUUUCAGUAUAAAAACAGAAGUGUGUGUGUGUGUGUGUGUGUGUGUAUAUAUAUAUAUCUGAAUCUAAAUGUGUUCUGUUUUAAACCAGUACAGGCUGAUUGUAAAAUCCCAAAUGUUUCGACAAAUUAGCAGCUUUUCUUCUGGACGCUUAAGAUGGUGGUGUUUUUUUUUUUUUUUUGUUUUGUUUUGUUUUUGUUUUUUUUUUCGUUUUUUUCCCUCUGCAUUCAGCUGAUGUUGUCUUAAUUUUUAUAACACGAAUACAAACAUUAAAACCAAACGAAACAUGGA